AUGGAGAAUAAUCCGAGCUCAUCAAAUAUCGAAAAACUUCAAAGAGAUUGUUAUAACGAGUGGAUGAGGUUACAAUCCAAAGGCAUGACGGAGCUGAAACAAGCGUUAUCAAACGGCGAAAAAGACGAAGAAGAGAUUCGAGAAAUGAUACGAACGGUAAUCGGAGAGUUUAAAGAUUACGCCGUUAAACGGUCGGAACACUGCCGGAGAUAUAGCUCAAACUCUUUCGCGCCGAAAUGGAACACGUGUCUUGAAAACGCACUUCUUUGGAUGGGAGGUUGUCGUCCUUCUUCGUUUAUACGACUCGUUUACGCUUUGUGUGGUUCUCAAACCGAGCUCCGUUAUGCUAACUUCCUCAACGGCAACACGGACGAUUUAAGCAUGGCUCAAGGUGAGACACGUGGCGGAAUAGACGGACGAGGAGGAGGAGAGCCGAUGAGUGAACUAACGGCUGAGCAAUUAUUCAAGAUCAACGAGCUACAUCUGAAAACGGUGGACCAAGAGAAUAAGCUGACUAAGCAAUCGGCGAGUUUACAAGAGGACACGGCGGAUGUGCCUCUUGCCGUCACGGCGUUUUACAAAGAGGUGAUCGGAGAAUGUGACGUUGACGUGGAGCGUGCGCUUGAUAAGCACGAGGAGGUUAUGGGUGGUUUGCUUGCUGAAGCCGAUAAGCUUAGGUUGUCCACGUUGACUAAAAUCGUUGACAUUUUGACGCCGGUUCAAGCGGCGGAUUUUCUUCUCGCCGGGAAGAAACUUCAUUUGUCGAUGCAUGAGUGGGGAAGAUUGAGAGAACGUCGCCGGCUUGAGGCAUGUGGUGGUGGUUCCAGUGGUGGAGAAGCUGCCGGAGAGUAAUCGCCGCCGACGAUCGGACAUUAUCAGUUUACGAUGGAGGAUAUAUUAAAUAACAAGAUUAAUAAGACUAAUCUUGGCAUUAUAUAAUAUCUAAAGAUUCGUUUUGAGAAUUAUUAUUUUCUGUUUCGUAGUUACUAGAAUGCUUUAAUUCGUA
Messenger RNA from Eutrema salsugineum, 1006 nucleotides. Its product is annotated as protein DOG1-like 1. Gene Ontology annotation, biological process: DNA-templated transcription. Bases 1 to 852 code for a protein of 283 amino acids. The transcript has 2 exons. Lineage: Eukaryota; Viridiplantae; Streptophyta; Magnoliopsida; Brassicales; Brassicaceae. The record is from RefSeq and is a predicted model, not a curated record. Gene Ontology annotation, molecular function: sequence-specific DNA binding.